This is a messenger RNA of Prunus armeniaca (apricot), 492 nucleotides long. Lineage: Eukaryota; Viridiplantae; Streptophyta; Magnoliopsida; Rosales; Rosaceae. The record is from the annotation of a GenBank genome assembly.
AUGCCUUUGUCAGGCCUCAACCAUCUCUCCAGCCUAAAUUUGUUUGGGAAGCUAACUUCUUCCAUCAUAGCUGAAUUCCCUAAAAACCUCACUGACCUUACUUUGUCAGCCUCUUCUCUUAUAGAUGAUCCAAUGCCCAAAUUAGAGAAGCUCUCCAACCUUAAAUUACUAUGUUUUUACUCUAAUUCUUAUAGAGGUAAAGGGAUGCGUUGCGCCACAGAGGGCUUUCCUCAGCUUUUAGUUUUAAGGUUGUGGAAUCUGGUGGAACUAGAAGUUUGGGAUGUAGAGGAGAAGGCAAUGCAAAAUCUCAGGGAGUUGGAGAUAAGAUCCUGCAAAAAUUUGAAGAUCCCAACAGGGUUGGGACACUUGAAGACUCUCCUUGAAUUCAAGGUAACUGAUAUGCCACGAGACUUUGCUGUAGACAUAGCCAAAAAUAAGAGGCAACUUUGGGAUGACGUUGUCCACUCCCCAGCAAUCAUCGCAGCUAAGUGA